AUGGCGCUUUCGGCUGAUAAAUGCAAUGAUUCUAGUGAAGGGUGCUACACCUUUUACCUCAAAAUAAAAAAAGGUAAUCCCAGACUGUACUUCUCAAGUGGAAAAGAAACGAAUAGAAAUGGAGAGACGAUGGAAGAAUUUAUCGACCUGGAUGAGAUGUUUGGUUACCAUGUAGCAGAUAAGAAGGAGAUUCCCCUCGGACACGAUCAACUGGAGAUAAAAAUAACAGCACGUCCUGCCACUCCAGGACCAACAUCCACAACCACAGCACAAACUAAUGACGUCAUCACAGAUACUGAUGACGAAGAUAAUGAAGCCAUAUCCGGUGCUGGAUCUGGUUCUGGUAUGGAUGAAGAUGAAAGCGAGGCGAAAAACAACGAAACCAGCCUUACAUUUUUAGAUUCGGAAGGUGUUCAGUUGAACAGUGGCGAAGGUAAAAUUCAUGAAUCAGAAGAUUUUAUCUUAACAGGAACAACACUGCCAUCAAAAGCUACAACUCGUGUUUCAACAAAAGCCACAGAUGCUGCACCAACUAAGAAACCGGAAGCAGUACAUGACCGUCAAGAUAAUGAAGAGGGUGCUGCGGAUGGUGAUAUUGUCAACUGGGUUCUGCCAGAUUUCUUCCAAUCAUGUAUAAAUCCCAAUCAUUUAAGCAGCGAAAUUGUUGCUGUUGAUAUGCUUUCUCAUUUGAAACAUCCACGUGUCAACUGUUUUGCGCCUGACACGGAGUUAAAUCUAUUUGUUAACUAUAAUCCUUCAAAUGUACAUAAUCCACUUCCAGAAGAGGGUCGGGAUGAUGAUGAAGAUGAAGAUGACGAUAUGGCGGAUGGUGAGGAGAUGAUGAAGAUAGAUGGUGGAGAACAGAAACUUGUUACUACCACUCUACCACCCACAUAUAAACCAGAAAUACCAGAUAUAUUUGUACCACCCUAUCUACCAGUUGAAGCAACGGAUCCCUGCCAGAAAACAGAAUGUUAUUUUGGAGCUGUUUGUAAAUCUCGAGAUCUGGAUCACAUCACCUGUAGCUGUGAGUUCAACUGCACCAAAGAAGACCUAAUAGAUAUAUGUGGAACCGAUGGUGUUCUGUACCCUAACGAUUGCUUCAGACGCUUGGCUUCAUGUCAACAACAAAGGACCAUUGACACUGCAGAGUUGAAAUCUUGUCCAGAUUACAGUUUAAAACACCCCGAUUUACCAACUUGUCAACUCGUUGAUGCACCACGCUGGGGCAAAUGGUCGCAGUGGAUCCGACAUGGCGAUGUGGAUAUACGACUAAGAUCCUGUGAGGUAUCAGGUUUCGUAACUACGGGUCAUUCAGCUUGUGAAGGUUCAAGAGUAGAAGCUAAAGCCUGUAAGCUGAAACAGAUUGGUAAAUGUAGAAAUGACAUCGGUAAUGAAACUAGUCAGAUGAAGUUUGCUUGUGAUGGUAUUGAUGUUAAAGAUACAAUUAAUGCUGAUUUGACAUUUGGUCUGGUGGCUCAUGAAGACGAAUGUUUAUACUCGCUGUAUGAUCUAACCAGGAAGAAGAUGGUGUUUACUGGCUGGAACAUCAGUCGAGUCGUCAACCAGGGCAGCUUGAGAAGAUGGUGCAACAAACCAGAGCUAUACAUUAUGUCCCAUACUUCCCUUCACAGCUGUAAGAAGAGUCUGAAAAACCUGUGCAAGCAGUCCAGAAAAUGUAAACGGGGUGAAGAUCAGGGCAAGAAGAGCUUGGCAGAUUAUGCCCAUGGAUGUUGGAGAAGUUUCUUAGUUGGAAAUCGAAUUCCUGCUGGUCUGUCCGAGUUCGAAUCCCGAUUCUCCUUCAUCUGUCAAAGGUUUGCCCUUGAUAGUAGUCUUGGCAAAGUGUUUGGACAUAAAGAGAGUUAUUAUGGAACCAUCUAUGAUAUAAAAUCCCGUAUACCAGUGGUGUCAGUGGCGGCUAUCAAGAAUCUAGGAGAUGAUAUGUGGCCUGAUGCUCCUUAUAUGAUUGAGCAUGGUUUAUUUGAAGAAGAUGCUUCAUUUUUCUGGUUAUUCAAAAAUCAAAAGAAAGGAAUGAUGUCGAUGACGGAUCUGAAGCGAUGUGAAACGGAUUGGCAGUGUGAAUUAGGAAAGAAGCAAGCACUUCCGGUCGACUUCGAGCAUUCUGGUUACCGAAUGGCUCCUUUGAUUUGGCCAGAGUUGAUCAGUGGAGACCUGGAUGCUAAGAUUUCUACUUUCGCGUUAACAAAUAUCGCUCCAAUGCAUCCUUCGCUGUACCCCUCAUGGAGAAAUGCCAUUAAGGAAAUUCGAAGAUACGCGAUAGAACACUGCGAAAUUCCACCUAGCAACCAACCGACAAAUCAUGCCACGACUGCGUCGACUCUUCACAUUGCUUCCGGUGUAGUCGCAUCAAAUGAUCCAGAGGAAACAAUUGGAAAUGAUAUCAAUGUUCCGUAUUUAUUUUGGAUGGCUGGUUGCUGCGUUCGAGACAAGGAUGUCAAAUCGUUUGCUAUUUAUGCUCGAAAUAUCGCCGAAACUCGUGUUAUCUCGUCUUCGGUGUUACAACUCGAGACUUUGCUUCAGGACAUAUAUAGAGUGAAACCAAGUCGUAUUGGACCUAAAAUAUUCCCCGGAAAUGACGGAGCGUGUGGUUACAUGAAGUUUGAUGAUUCAGACAAUCUUAUUUUAUAGUUCCAUUGACAUAAUUUGUGUUUACUUCAGUCGUUAAACACCGAUUUCCAGGGAUAAUUAUGGCAUUUAGACUUUCGUCAAAAUUUUUUAAUCGAGGAUUCUAAGGAAAUCAGAAACAUUUCACAUUUUAAUUGAUGAUUAUAGGAAUUAAUUCAACAGUUCUUUAGGCGAGGUGAAGUAUGUAUUCAGAGGAGGUAAUCGAGUAUCAUAGCAGACAACUAAGUGGUGUAACUAUUGGAAUCAGAAAGAAUUCACCUCUCAGAUCAAAACCAAUUAUCCAGGCAGAAAAGUAAGGGAUGUAACUCUGCAUCAACAGCUUUAUCUAUAAAGAUAAAAUACACGUGACUAGAAGUUGUAAUAAGUAUAUACCCCGGGUGUUGAACUAUUAAAAUCUCAAAUCAAUGGUGAUGGUAAACUUAUUUGUCGAGGUAGACAAUGCUGAUCAAAGAAACUGACGUGCCGCUUCAAAUGUGAAUGCAUAGAACAAGAAUGGUAUGCCAUUUCGCUAGAGUUUUCGAUUUAAACAAUCUGUUUGUCAUCUUUUUGUAAGAAUAGGAUCACAUUUAUGUAUAUGUAUCUAUUGACUCCAUUACUUUGAUGUUUAGUACACAUUGCACCAACAUAGGUAAAUCAUGAAAUGUGUUCAUUGAAACUCUGCUAGCGUAGAUUUGAUACAAACCUAUGUACAAUUUGAAGAUAACUCGCUUUCUGAGGUAAACAUUCUCACAAAAACAACAUGUAAGAAAUAAUAUUUAUGAGUUCUGUUCGAAUCUGCAUUUCGGGACGGUGAAAGAACAAGGGGCGAUAACCGCCUUCUACACACGUUUGUUGAAGGUUCACAAAUUCACAGUUUAAUUCUUAUAUAUGUACUAGUGUAUUUAUUAUUUAUUUAAAUCGUGUAUAAAUAUAAUGCUAGUGAGUGAAAUCAGAAAGACAAGAACAAAUGAAUAAUGAUGUACGACAACGAGCAAAUGGAUCAACAAGAGUUAUCUCCCUUUACAUAAAGAAAAGGGAAGUAAUUCACAAUGUUGAUCCGGUAGGAUUUAGUGGUAAAUGUAUAUAUGUAUAUAAUACUUAUUUGUCAUUUAUAGUGAAAUUAUCCAAUCAAGCACGCAUUAUGGUCUGAAAUUUGAGUGUUCAACCGUUUUAGAAUGUUUUCAUAGGCCUACAUUAUGAGAACAUUCCUGCUUACUUCAUUUCUCAGAUGCCAAAUCAGGUUAUUUAGAAUCAAAUGUAGAAUUGAUAAUUAAUCAUAUAAGCUUUCUUUCACGAGAAUACGUACCCAACGUAAUCAAUAAUUAGAUAAGGCCGUGAGGCCUUUUCAAAAUAGAAACUUUUAACGGCACUUUUUAGUACGAGAGGAGUUCAUAUUUACAAAACAAAAUGUAAAAUUGACUUGGUGCAAGUGUGUAGAUUGGUUGGUUUGAAAAUCACGGUAUAAAUCGGUCCCAAGUAGGAAUAAAGGAAUAUUUAAUAGUACGGACGCGUUGAAGAUCCUACGUAAGAGAAGAUAAUUCAGUCAGGUUUCAGACCACAUCUAUUUAGCUGCUGUCACUAAUUGCUACUGAAAUUGUUAUACUAUUUUAGCUAUUUGUUGUUUUAUUUCUAAAUAAAGGUGAUAAUAGAAUACUCAUUACUCAGCUCUGUUUGUUACAUUGUACGGCUUUCAAUAAAAUUGUCACAAAAAUUAA
Messenger RNA from Lottia gigantea (owl limpet), 4340 nucleotides. RefSeq lists its product as hypothetical. The record is from RefSeq and is a predicted model, not a curated record. NCBI's taxonomy places the organism in Eukaryota, Metazoa, Mollusca, Gastropoda, Lottiidae. The transcript has 13 exons. Gene Ontology annotation, molecular function: protein binding. Bases 1 to 2649 code for a protein of 882 amino acids.